Molecule: messenger RNA, 1350 nt
Organism: Danio rerio (zebrafish)
Lineage: Eukaryota; Metazoa; Chordata; Actinopteri; Cypriniformes; Danionidae
Gene: sla1a
Product: Src like adaptor 1a
Cellular component (GO): cytoplasm; endosome
Source: RefSeq, marked provisional
AGAACACUGCCGGCCUUCGAUCUGAGAGCAGGACAGACGAUUCUUUACUCCUAAAAAACACCUGCUUCAACUUUACUGGGAGCAGCCAGACUGAACUGAAACAUUGCCUUCUGGAGGAAACAUGGAUAUUUAACUGCGUCAAGUGAGAGCAUCAGUAGAGCUGUGGGCUCUGACCUGCCACCAUGGGUAACGUGACAAGGCAGGGACACACAAAUCCAGAGUCAAACAGCUUGGACAGCAUGUUUAAAGACUGCGACACUCUUGUGGUGCUCGCUGAUUAUCCAUGCCGUGAUAUCAGCGAACCAGUUUUUAAAAUGGGCGACAGACUCAAAGGUCUUUCAGAAGAUGGUUGCUGGUGGAAAGUUCGUUCCCUUCAAACAGGAACUGAGAAUUAUAUUCCAUGUAACCAUGUGUCAAAGGUCUAUCAUGGAUGGCUGUUUGAGGGUGUCAGCAGACAGAAGGCAGAAGAGCUUUUGUUGCUGCCUGGCAACAGUGCUGGAUCAUUUCUCAUUAGAGAAAGUCCGAGAGAGAGAGGUUUAUAUUCUCUCUCUGUGAGACACAGGAGCGUUAAGCACUAUAAGAUCUUCCGUCUGACUAACAGCUGGUACUACAUUUCACCACGGCUUACCUUCCAGUGUCUGGAGGACAUGGUCAAUCACUACUCUGACUCGUCUGAUGGUAUAUGCUGUGUUCUUAGCGCUCCAUGUCUGGCUCUGUCAAACCCGACGCCGAGCUCAAUCCAGGGAGCUCCUCCUGUAGUAAUGCGUCGAAACCUGGAUUGGAACAAAGUGAAAAAGUCACAAUUAUUAAACCCAAGUGAACUGGACAGCGUAGACAGCAGAGACAACAUGAUGAGCUACGGGGUGAGAAGCAGCAUAGCCGCUUAUCUGUCUUUAACAUCAGUGUCUGAGCCAGAGGAAGCCAAAGGCCGCAAGAAGAAGAGCAAGUCUAUGUACGUCAUGUCUGACCACAGUAAUAUGGAUUUAGAUGAGAACUAAUCCGCUAACACAUUGCAAUGGACUUAAUAUUUUUGCACUGGAUUGGGUGAUCUAUUUGCAUACAUGGAGAGGUCACAUUUCAUGUCUGUUUUUGGAAUAGUUUACCAUUUUGGUUAGCCUUUUUUUUGGCUUUUUUAUUUCAAUUUUUCUCUGUGGUGUUUAAAAGAGCUUUUUUUAAAUGCAAUGCAAAAAGUUUUCAAGCGUGAAAAGGAUAAAAGUGUAAUACAGAUUUUGUUUUGUAUAUUAGAAAUGUCCUGUUCAAUUAGCUUUCAACCAUUAUCGCCAUGAUUUACAGAUCGACUCUGUCAUCCGGUGUAUAAAAAAUGUUAAUAAAUUAUAGACCCUUUUCACA